This is a messenger RNA of Egretta garzetta (little egret), 2090 nucleotides long. RefSeq names its product metallophosphoesterase 1 (gene MPPE1). The transcript has 9 exons. Gene Ontology annotation, molecular function: phosphoric diester hydrolase activity. The record is from RefSeq and is a predicted model, not a curated record. The annotation marks the transcript as partial. Gene Ontology annotation, biological process: endoplasmic reticulum to Golgi vesicle-mediated transport; GPI anchor biosynthetic process. NCBI's taxonomy places the organism in Eukaryota, Metazoa, Chordata, Aves, Pelecaniformes, Ardeidae. Gene Ontology annotation, cellular component: endoplasmic reticulum-Golgi intermediate compartment.
UUUGUCAGCUCAGUGUUAAUAUUUUGUGAAUUUUUAAUUUAUUAUGUGGUAAUUUUUCAAUGUCGAUGGCCGGAAGUGAAAGGUGGAGCUCACCUAGGUAAAAAAGAGACUUCAACUUCAGUCCUCAAGGCCAUAAUUUUAGCCGAUACUCACCUACUUGGUGAAAUCAAAGGACAUUGGCUUGAUAAGCUAAGAAGGGAAUGGCAGAUGGAGAGAUCUUUCCAAACUGCCUUAUGGUUACUGCAGCCAGAUAUGGUUUUUAUUCUGGGAGAUGUCUUUGAUGAAGGAAAAUGGAGCUCACCUCAGGCGUGGGCAGAUGAUGUCAGGAGAUUUCAGAAAAUGUUUAAGUAUCCAGUUUCUACUGAGCUAGUGGUUAUCGUUGGGAAUCAUGACAUUGGAUUUCAUUACGAAAUGACGACUUACAAGGUAAAUCGAUUUGAAAAGGUUUUCAACUUUACUUCAGGGAAGCUGAUAACUCGAAAAGGAAUAAACUUUGUCGUAGUGAACAGCGUCGCCAUGGAGGGGGACGGCUGUGCUGUCUGCCGUACCUCAGAGGCAAAGCUCGUGGCGCUUUCUCACAGGCUGAACUGCUCCCAGCAGAAACCCAGUCAUUCCAACAAAAGGUGCAGUGAUGUGGAAAAGCUUCCAGCUUCGGAACCCAUCCUUUUACAGCAUUACCCUCUCUACCGGCUGAUAUGGUGGUUUCACCCCCGUUUGAUUCUCAGUGGGCAUACGCACAGUGCCUGUGAAGUGCUGCAUGCUGGGGAAAUUCCAGAAAUCAGCGUCCCGUCAUUCAGUUGGAGGAAUAGAAACAACCCUAGUUUCAUCAUGGGCAGCAUAACACCGACUGACUUCUCCCUCCAAAAAUGCUUCCUUCCGUAUGAGAGCAGAGUCUUUACUAUAUACUGUGCAGCAGGGGCUCUGCUCGCACUCCUGAUACUAGCUCAUUUUCAGCUUCUCACGCCACCAUUUUAUUUUGCUCAGCGUUUAAUCAGUAAGCAUAAAGCAGUAUGAAGAGCCAGACAUCUGCAUUCAGUCACUGAAAUACCAAAGCUGAGAACAGUCAAACAUCAGACUAUAUUCAUGCCAGCAAAUGACCUAAUUUGAUUGCGAGUCUGAAGGCAGGUUGCAUUUACAUAUACCAUAGAAGUCCUAUACAGCUGAUAUGACUACUACAGGAUAAAUAAUUUAACUGAAAUGAACGUUUCAUGCUGUACAAAAAUACUGUAUUCUACAAUCAAAUGAGUCCUUUUCCUGCUAUAAUUUUUGUAUCAAAUAUGUAUAUUAAAAGUGUAACUGUACAUUAUGUAAAUCCUAUAGCCUCAUCACUUCUCUGCGCUAGUGUCUUACCCCGGUGGAGGCUCAGUCCCGCAAACUGGAAACGUUUCUCUGUUUUAUUGCUGCGUGGCCCUUCUAAUGUCAUACUUCUGUGUGUUAGGGUCAGGCAGAAAUGAGAUACAUCAGCACUGAGAGAUGCAGAUUCCCGUAACCUUUUUAGGAUGCCAGAUGCAAGGGACUGUGGUUUGGGACAAGAAAUCUUCCAGUUCCCGACACAUUAAAUUGUUAGCUGGCUGCAAUUUGCAGUUAUAUCAUCUACCGGACAACAAGGGGAAGGAGCUCGUGGAUCCAGUUUGCCGAUACACACUUGAAACCUGCUUAAAUGAAAAUUAGGGCGACACCCCAAGCUGCUAGUUUUAAAAAGAUGUGCUAUGAUGAGCUUAAAAAAAGAGGGCCCUAUUGCAUCCCAGAGAUCGGUGUGGUGAGGGGCCCUCCCAUUGCCGAUCUUCUGCAAGAAGGAAGGUCAAAUACAGCUGCAGUAACAUCAGCCUACGCCUUGGCCCUCAGCCUAGAGACAGGCAGGGAUGGGAACGUGCGCUACCCAGAUUGCAGCGGGGCCACCAAGUUCUGGUAACUUUACUGCGGAGUCGCUUUGGCCCUGCGCUAGCUCUGCCGGGGGGCGGGGGGGAGGGCAGGGCCACAGGCCCCUGCCUGGAGGGCAGCGCGGAGGAGGCGAGGUCUGAGCUCAGCGUCUUCGCGUGCCGCGUAGGAGGGAAGAGGCGACAAACCUACCGCUUCACCCCACCCGCCCU